CUGAAACUUAGGGUGGGGACUGUAGAAAUAGGGUGGAGUUAUCAGGAAGCUCCCUAGCCUGGAGCUGAGCUGAGGUCAGCUGAGCCCUGGGACAGCCUGCACAACGGCUCAGGAUGGCAUCAGGCCGGGCACGCUGCACCCGAAAGCUCCGGAACUGGGUGGUGGAGCAAGUGGAGAGUGGACAGUUCCCAGGGGUGUGCUGGGAAGAUGAAGCUAAGACCAUGUUCCGGAUUCCCUGGAAGCAUGCAGGCAAGCAGGACUUCCGGGAGGACCAGGAUGCUGCCUUCUUCAAGGCCUGGGCAAUAUUUAAGGGAAAGUACAAGGAGGGGGACACGGAAGGCCCUGCUAUCUGGAAGACUCGUCUGCGCUGUGCUCUCAACAAGAGUCCUGAAUUUAAGGAGGUUCCUGAGAAUAGCCAUAGGGAUGGUGCUGAGCCCUACAAGGUAUAUCGGCUGCUGCCACCAGGAACCCUCCCUGCCCCACCAGCAACCCAGAAAUCACCAUCGAAGAGACACCACAGCUCUGUGACCCCUGAGAGGGAGGAGGAUGAGGGUACCGCAAAGAACUGUGUACUCAGCCCCUCCUUGCUCCAGGAUCCCAUCAAAAACGAGAAGGUGGAGGCCGAUGGAGGAGCUGGCCACUCAGACUUGGGGAGCAGCAGCAGCUGCAGCAGCAGCGGCAGCAACAACAGUCCUGAGCCUCAAGAAGGUGAAGAUACAAAUGAGGCUCCUUUCCAAAGAGACCCCUUGUCUCUGGAGUUUCUGCCCCCUCCAGACUCAGACUACUCCCUACGGCUCACCUUCAUCUACAACGGGCACGUGGUGGCGGAGGCCCAGGUGCAGAGCCUGGACUGCCGCCUGGUGGCCGAGCCCUCCCUCUCCCGGUGCAGCAUGGAGCAGGUGGUCUUUCCCAAGCCUGGCCCGCAAGAACCCACCCAGCGUCUGCUGAGCCAGCUCGAGAGAGGUGUCCUGGUGGCCAGCAACUCCCGAGGCCUCUUCGCACAGCGCCUUUGCCCCAUCCCCAUCUCCUGGAGUGCGCCCCAGACCCCACCUGGCCCAGGCCCACAUCUGCUGCCCAGCGACGAGUGUGUGGAGCUCUUUAACACCUCUCACUUCUGUAGAGACUUAGAGAAGUACUUCCAGGGCCUGGGCCCCCCACCCAAGUUCCAGGUGACACUGAAUUUCUUAGAGAAGGACUCUGACCCCAGCCACACCCCACAGAGUCUUAUCUCAGUUCAGAUGGAGCAGGCCUUUGCCCGGCAUUUACUGGCGGAGCCUCCAGAGGACCAGACGGCCACUCUGUCCCUGGUGGAGAGCCUGGGAGACCUACCUUCCUAUUGCCUUUGAAAGAGACUCAUUCUCCACACUAUUGACCUGCCUCCCUCUGUGAUAAUUGUAGUGGUUUUCUGUGAUGGUUAUGCCCUUGAACUCCUCAUGCUGUCUAGCUGGUUUUUAUCCAUUUUUUAUUUCUUUUAAUGUUUUAGAUACACCCUCUUUUAUCUCUGAGAAACUGAACUGGGAAAGUACAAAUGGUGUGAACUCAGGGGGACCAUUUUCUCUUACUUACCCCAGUCCUAAAGCCAAGCACUUUAUAUUUUCUUUUUAAAUCUUCACUAAGGAUUUUAAAUAAUACUGAAAAAGGAAUCAGGCCCUGGCUGGUGUGGAUUAGUUGG
Molossus molossus (Pallas's mastiff bat) is the source of this 1672-nucleotide messenger RNA. RefSeq names its product interferon regulatory factor 9 (gene IRF9). Gene Ontology annotation, cellular component: nucleus. Lineage: Eukaryota; Metazoa; Chordata; Mammalia; Chiroptera; Molossidae. Gene Ontology annotation, molecular function: protein binding; RNA polymerase II cis-regulatory region sequence-specific DNA binding; DNA-binding transcription factor activity, RNA polymerase II-specific. The record is from RefSeq and is a predicted model, not a curated record. Gene Ontology annotation, biological process: regulation of transcription by RNA polymerase II; immune system process. Bases 114 to 1346 code for a protein of 410 amino acids. The transcript is spliced from 9 exons.